Molecule: messenger RNA, 2764 nt
Organism: Mobula hypostoma (lesser devil ray)
Lineage: Eukaryota; Metazoa; Chordata; Chondrichthyes; Myliobatiformes; Myliobatidae
Product: zinc finger protein 235-like
Exons: 2
Coding region: 340-1296 (318 amino acids)
Biological process (GO): regulation of transcription by RNA polymerase II
Cellular component (GO): nucleoplasm
Molecular function (GO): RNA polymerase II cis-regulatory region sequence-specific DNA binding; DNA-binding transcription repressor activity, RNA polymerase II-specific
Source: RefSeq, a predicted model, not a curated record
AGGAGGAUCGGUUGAGGUUAAAAAUAAGAAGGAAUUUGUCUCCAGGAAUCUCAAACACGACACGCCAGUUUUGCUGUCUCUGUCUAGAUAUUUAAGAAGUGGAGCAAGGGAUUCAAUCGACCAUCCUUCCUGCUUUGACUGUGGGGAGGGAUUCACUCGGUCAUCUCAAUUGAAGGUACAUCAGCAAGUUCACACUGGGCAAGGUCAUUCAACUAUUCAGUGUGUGAGAAAAGAUUCUGUCGAUCUUCCCACCUGUGGACACACCUGUCAGUUCACACUGGGCAGAGGCUGGUCAUCUGCUGAAUUUGUGGGGAAGGAUUUACUCGGUCAUCUGAACAAAUGGCACACCAGCAAGUUCACACCAGGGAGCGGCCAUUCACCUGUUCAGUCUGUGGGAAAGGAUUCAUUUGGUCAUCUCACCUACUGACACACCAGCGAGUUCACACUGGGAAGAAGCCAUUCACCUGCUCAGAAUGUGGGAAGAGAUUCACUUGGUCAUCUGACCUACAGAGACACCAUCGAGUUCACACUGGGGAGAAGCCAUUCGCUUGCUCAGUCUGUGGGAAGAGAUUCACUGAGUCAUCCAACCUAAUGGUACAUCAGCGAGUUCACACUGGAGAGAAGCCAUUCACCUGCUCAGUCUGUGGGAAGGGAUUCACUCAGUCAUCCAACCUACGGAGUCAUCAGCGAGUUCACACUGGGGAGAAGCCGUUCACCUGCUCAGUCUGUGGGAAGGGAUUCACACUGUCAUCCACCCUGCAGAGUCAUCAGCGAGUUCACACUGGAGAGAAGCCAUUCACCUGCUCAGAUUGUGGGAAAGGAUUCACUCAGUCAUCCCAACUACUGGCACACCAGUCAGUUCACACUGGGGAGUGGCCAUUCACCUGCUCAGUCUGUGAGAAGAGAUUCACUUACUCUUCCACCCUACAGAGACACCAGCGAGUCCACACUGGAGAGAAGCCGUUCACCUGCUCGGAAUGUGGGAAGAGAUUCACUAAGUCAUCUCACCUACAGAGUCAUCAGCGAGUUCACACUGGGGAGAAGCCAUUCACCUGCUCAGUCUGUGAGAAGAGAUUCACUUGGUCAUCCGACCUACAGAGUCAUCAGCGAGUUCACACUGGGGAGAAGCCGUUCACCUGCUCAGUCUGUGGGAACAGAUUCGCUCGAUCAUCCACCCUACAGAUUCACCAGCGAGUUCACACUGGGGAGAAGCCAUUCACCUGCUCAGUCUGUGGGAAGAGAUUCACUCAGUCAUCCACCCUACUGAGACAUCAGCGAGGUCACACUGGGGAGUGACUAUUGUUAUGAAUCCCUAGAUUUCGUUUGCUGUGGACUGUCAUUUUGAGAGAGAGAGAGAGAUUAAGAAUGGAAAUCAGUCUGACUUGCAUCUUGUUUACAUCGCUCACAGCUUGUUUAGUUUUAACCAAGGACACAGACACUCAGAGUCAGACGGAGAUGAAGGAGGAAAAAUGGAAGGAUCGGAACAAGGGAACCAGUGGCCAAGGGUCAUUGUUUAGAACUUUAAUAUGCCCACAAGGGUGGGUUAAUUAUUGAUUCAGCAUACGUUGAAUGUGUGGUUGUCACCUCGUUUGAUCCAUAGGAGUGGAUCGGAUUUGGGGUAUCCUGUGAAGACCACUUAUGUGUUAACCCUUGCCUGGGUGUGGUGUGGAAAUUCACUUGAAGACGAUACCCCUUGUGAAAAGUCACUUUUGGUGAUAAUUUGUAUGUGGAUUUGGAACGACGACAGAUAAAAUCUACAGCGACUGUUCUCUCGUUUUACCACCAUGGAUGCUGUGGAAUUCAACGUUAUUGCCUUCUCUCAACAUUUACCCUGGAUUACAAAUAUCUCUCUCUCCUCAACUAUUCUGUGGUUUAACUGAACUUUCAUAGUUCACCAUCUCAAGACUCCAAGCCUUGUUUCCCCUGAGCUCAAUAGUUUGGGAGUUAUAUUUACCCACAUUUAUACACAUAACACUGUUAAUUUUUGUUUAUCUUGCUUAAGUUACUAUAUUGUUAGUAGGUACUAAUAAAGAUAGUGGAUUUAACAUCAAAAACAGACUCUAGGUGUAGUCUAUUGCUGCUGACUCAUUUCUAAAGUGUUACGGGGACAAAAUUGGGACCUGCAUCCGAUAUAGGAAAAGAUUUGGAGGCAUAUUGAUUAAUUAUCGAUUUCAUAGGAGAAAUCCCUUUUGAUUUAUUUGUGUGUGGAAAAUCAGCAGCAAUGGAUGUUGAUAGAUUUCUGGAAGCGCCAACCUCUAAGGCACUAAAGGACACCAGAAGGAUUGAGUUGUUGAGUAUUGUUAAAUGGUUAAAACUUGCUAAGGUGAAAUCGACAAUGAGGAGGUCACAGAUGCAGAGGAUAAUAGCUGAACAUUAUGUAUCUGAGGGUGUGUUUAAAGUGGAGGAGUUGGAGGUGUUUCCUGAAAGUAAACCUAGUGAGCUUGGCCUCCCAUACAAGUUAGAAAAAUUGAAGAUGGAGGCUGUGGAAAGGCAGAGGCAGGUUGAGGCUGGAGAGGCAGGAAAACAGAGAGAAGAGGCAGAAAAACAGGGAGGAAGCAGAAAGACAGUGGCUGUUCGAGCUGGAAAAGAUAGAGAGAUUGCAGCAAAGGGGUCUAGCGUUAGACUCUGGUGAUAAGUUUGAGGGCAGUCAGGAAGUUAAAUUGGUUCCUUCAUUUGAUGAUGCAGAGGUUGAUAAAUACUUUCAGCAUUUUGAUAGAGUUUAAAUUUUUGAUAGAGCUCAGAGUUUAAAGUGCCCAAAAGAGGG